Molecule: messenger RNA, 234 nt
Organism: Penicillium coprophilum
Lineage: Eukaryota; Fungi; Ascomycota; Eurotiomycetes; Eurotiales; Aspergillaceae
Product: OST5 family protein
Exons: 4
Coding region: 1-234 (77 amino acids)
Biological process (GO): protein N-linked glycosylation
Source: RefSeq, a predicted model, not a curated record
AUGUCUCUGAACACAGUUUGGGAGGCAGCCUCUGCAACUCCAUUCACUCCUCUAAUUGACAAGGACAGCCAGUUCUCCGUUGGCUUCAAUUUGCUACUCCUCGCAUUGGUUACCGCCACUCUCUUUGGCCUGAAUCAAUCUUUCCUCGGCAUCGUGUCGUUGGGUUUCCCGGCCGCAUUGGCAUUUGGCUUUGGAGCUGUGUUUAUGAUCUGCGCUGCCGGAGUCUACGUCUAA